Messenger RNA from Helianthus annuus (common sunflower), 1483 nucleotides. RefSeq names its product protein CIA1. Lineage: Eukaryota; Viridiplantae; Streptophyta; Magnoliopsida; Asterales; Asteraceae. Gene Ontology annotation, biological process: iron-sulfur cluster assembly. Bases 140 to 1198 code for a protein of 352 amino acids. Gene Ontology annotation, cellular component: cytosolic [4Fe-4S] assembly targeting complex. The record is from RefSeq and is a predicted model, not a curated record. The transcript has 10 exons. Gene Ontology annotation, molecular function: protein binding.
GUGCCCAAUUUCGAUUGGCGGAAAGGACACAAGGCCGCCACACGCUCGCUGCCACCUCCUCACCGAAACCACCAACCACCGCUCUCUACACCUUCAAUCAUCACGGCCAAACGCCUGUAUCCAAUUUACUACUUUACAAAUGCAUUCACUCGAACAAGAAGCCUUAAACCUUCGCGAAGUUCAACGGCUUGAAGGUCACACCGAUAGGGUUUGGAGUCUCGCUUGGAAUCCGGCCACCGGUGCAGACGGUGUACCGGCUGUUCUCGCUUCCUGCAGCGGCGAUAAAACUGUUCGAAUCUGGCAACAACGGAGCAAUUCCUCUUUUUCCUUUGACUGCAAGGCGGUUUUAGAAGAUAGACAUGAUCGAACGGUUAGAUCUUGUGCUUGGUCACCAUCUGGUAAACAACUGGCAACUGCAAGUUUUGAUGCCACCAUUGCUAUCUGGGAAGAGAAUGGGAGUGACUUUGAAUGUGUAUCCACAUUAGAGGGGCAUGAAAACGAAGUUAAAAGUGUGUUGUGGAAUGCAUCUGGUUCACUGCUUGCAACUUGUAGCCGAGACAAAAGUGUUUGGAUAUGGGAAGUUUUACCUGGGAACGAGUUUGAAUGUGUUUCUGUGCUGACUGGGCAUACGCAAGAUGUUAAAAUGGUCCAGUGGCAUCCAACUGUCGAUGUUUUAUUCUCUUGUAGCUAUGAUAAUACUAUUAAGGUUUGGGCAGAGGAUGGUGAUAGCGAUGAUUGGCGUUGUGUGCAGACUGUAAGUGAAUCAAACAGUGGACACACUUCUACAGUAUGGGCAUUAUCUUUUAACGUCACUGGAGAUAAGAUGGUUACUUGCAGUGAUGAUCUCACCAUUAAGGUGUGGGGAGUGGACAUUAUAAGAUUACAAUCUGGUGAUGUCAAUACAUCUUGGUGCCACCUUUGCACUAUGUCUGGUUAUCAUGAUCGGACUAUUUUCUCAGUCCAUUGGUCAAGGGAAGGAAUAAUAGCUACUGGAGCAGCUGAUGAUGCUAUACGUUUAUUUGUCAAGUCCGAAGAUCAUUCGGUUGAUGGACCUUCAUAUAAAUUGCUUCUUAAGAAAGAAAAGGCGCAUGCCAUGGACAUAAAUUCAGUCCAAUGGAGCCCUACGGGUAACAUGCUUCUCGCUUCUGCAAGUGAUGACACUACCAUCAAAAUUUGGAAGUUGGAAUCUAUGCAGUGAACAGUGAACACUAAAUCAUUCUUCGCAGCGCAGCUUAUGAUAAUGCCAGGUUGCUGAAACACUAGUGCCGGAUUCUGAUUUUCUUUUUCUGGUAAGAAGCACAAAAGCACAACUAUUAUGCUCUUUGUGUGCUUUUUUUUAAAUGUAUUUAACACAUGAUGCUUAUUACUCGUGGCCUUUGGAUGUAUGAAGUUGGACCGAAUUUUCAUUUCAUCUUGAACCUGUCUAUCCUCAUUUAAGGAUAUACCGACAACAUCAUCUGUUAGGUCAAUUCCCUAUGAUUUA